AUGUCACUAGCGUUGCAAGAACAGCUUUUGCCGGCUCGGGACACUAGUUCAGACUCACCAAGAUCAUCACAAGAGCAACGCUGCUACUCAUCACCUACUUCCGUGGAAAGCUAUAACAAAAAGCAGGGAGGCCGGGAAGCAGUACUGGAACAUGCUAUAGAUCCGCUGGACGGACCCAGGCCUCCAAAAUUGCAUCCGUUGCCCAAGGGAAGUAUCGGUCCGUCCAAUGGGUCGUCAUUGCUAGGCGACACUUGGCACAAAUUCAAAUUGAACAGCGAGGAUACCAUGGCUGCGGCGGGCUCCGCAGAUGUGGCCCACGACCCGCUCGAUUCGCAAGAAAUGCACGACGCUCACGAUCGUGAAAGCGUGUUGGAUCGAAACAGCGUGGUGGAAAAUGGAUCUUUCAUCCAGGGUCUCGACGACGAAAAGGUGCUGCUCAAUGGUGCCACAUCGCGCAAAAAACCAUCCCGGAGACCAACCCAGGACUCAGGCAACUCCUUACGCCAAUUCCCGUUCGAUUCCGGUAAACAUGCCAAAAUCGUGCCUGCUUCCCCUCCUACAGACGAAGCGCUUGAACCGGGCGUGGUCACGGCACGGCCUGAUCAAGCGGAAAACGCCGAACGUGAGGAUAUCGACCUGGAAGAAAUAGCCACUCUAUUGCGUAAUUCGCAUUCACGUGCGACCUCUGUACAUUCAUUCAAUGCUAGUCACAGGCCUAGCGCAGUGAAUGAUGGGUCUUUGAAACGUUCGGAGUCUGCAACAGCCGAAAUAAAGAAAAUGCGCGAGGCCUUGCUACAAAAACGAGAAAUGCGUAAGAAACAGCAAAAUUUCUUGGACGACGAUAGGGUACUGAUAGGAAACAAGGUUAGCGAAGGACACGUUAACUUCACUAUCGCUUACAACAUGCUCACAGGUAUCAGGUUGGCAGUAUCCCGGUGCUCGGGUAUUAUGAAACCACUCACGCCCCGCGAUUUUCGCCAAACCAAGAAACUUGCAUUCGACUUUCACAGGAAUGAACUGACACCGAGUUCUCAAUACGCAUUUAAAUUCAAAGAUUACUGCCCUGAGGUCUUCAGAGAAUUGCGGGCGUUGUUUGGUCUCGAUCCUGCCGACUAUUUGAUGUCUCUUACGUCCAAGUACAUUCUCAGUGAAUUGAAUUCACCAGGGAAAAGUGGGUCAUUCUUCUAUUUCAGCAGGGACUACAAAUACAUCAUCAAAACCAUUCAUCAUGCAGAACAUCUACAUCUAAGGAGAACUCUGAAGGAUUAUUACACCCACAUAAAGGAAAAUCCAGAUACCCUAGUUUCCCAGUUUUACGGUCUACAUCGGGUAAAGAUGCCGAUAUCUUUCAAGAGUAAAAUCAAGCACCGCAAAAUCUACUUUCUGGUGAUGAACAAUCUGUUUCCUCCUCACUUAGAGAUACACACAACGUUUGAUUUGAAAGGCUCUACUUGGGGUCGGUACACCAAAGUUGAUGAUUCGAAAUCCUCCGAACAAGAUGAGACACAUAGGCCGGUUUUGAAGGAUCUCAACUGGUUACAAGAAGAGCGCGCCAUACGGUUUGGUCCGUUGAAGAGGAAAAAGUUCUUACAGCAGCUCGAGAAGGACGUUGAUCUGCUAGCGCGGCUCAACAUCAUGGAUUACUCGCUUUUGCUGGGCAUUCACGAUGUGGAAAAGGGCAACGAUCUCAUAGACGAACGUAACGUUUUGACGAAGUUCAGUCCCUAUGAAAACGAGCUGCAGGAGGUGAAGCGUAAGUCAAUGGCAGAUCAACAAGUGCGCCACAAGUCAACCGUUGCGGUACGGCAUUAUUUCCAGCAGGACGAAGGUGGUAUUCGUGCGUCUGAUCAGUUUAACAACGAUCUGAACACCAUAUACUAUGUGGGAAUCAUUGAUUGUUUGACGAACUAUUCCUUGGUGAAGAAAUUGGAAACGUUUUGGCGUGGUUUAAGCCAUGACUUAAAGGUGAUCAGUGCUGUACCUCCCCGAGACUAUGGCGACCGGUUUUAUGACUUCAUGGAAGCCUCAAUCAACAGGGUUCCUCAAAAAAGAUACAAGGACAACCCUAAUGCCAAGGAGUUUACUGACCAUCCUGCAGUAGAAGUGGUAAGCAACAACAGAGCUGAAAAUUGA
Messenger RNA from Lachancea sp. 'fantastica', 2133 nucleotides. Lineage: Eukaryota; Fungi; Ascomycota; Saccharomycetes; Saccharomycetales; Saccharomycetaceae. The record is from the annotation of a GenBank genome assembly.